AUGACCCUCCUUCGCGUAGCUCGGCAGGCGGAGGUUGGGGAGGGGCAGAAGGUCAUCAAGGAGGCUCACGGCCGGAAGUUCCUCCUGGUCCGAGUCCACGGCACGGUCUACUGCACAGAUGCUCACUGCUUCCACAUGGGCACAUCUCUGGCCGGCGGGGACAUAGAAGACAGCGGCAGCCACGCCUGCAUCGUAUGCCCAGCCCAUAGAUACAGGAUCGAGCUGUGCAGCGGCAAAAAGAUCGAUCGGAAGUUGGACGGCGCCGUCUGUGCGAGUGCUGACCAAAAACAGAGGAUAUACGAAGUCCACCCAGACCCCGAAUUCAUCUGGCAAGCUGGGCAAUGGAGCGCAGUGCAUCCUGUCACCACAGCUUCCUUGUACCGCUGA
Molecule: messenger RNA, 387 nt
Organism: Auxenochlorella protothecoides
Lineage: Eukaryota; Viridiplantae; Chlorophyta; Trebouxiophyceae; Chlorellales; Chlorellaceae
Product: Rieske domain-containing protein
Exons: 4
Coding region: 1-387 (128 amino acids)
Molecular function (GO): 2 iron, 2 sulfur cluster binding
Source: RefSeq, a predicted model, not a curated record